Molecule: messenger RNA, 1861 nt
Organism: Dromiciops gliroides (monito del monte)
Lineage: Eukaryota; Metazoa; Chordata; Mammalia; Microbiotheria; Microbiotheriidae
Gene: ELP3
Product: elongator acetyltransferase complex subunit 3
Exons: 15
Coding region: 63-1706 (547 amino acids)
Biological process (GO): tRNA wobble base 5-methoxycarbonylmethyl-2-thiouridinylation
Cellular component (GO): elongator holoenzyme complex; cytoplasm; nucleus
Molecular function (GO): acyltransferase activity, transferring groups other than amino-acyl groups; iron-sulfur cluster binding
Source: RefSeq, a predicted model, not a curated record
UACAAGCGGAAGUUGAUCAAUCUCCGCCGGGAGUUUCUUCUGCCUUCGCCGGCGUUGACAACAUGAAGCAAAAACGGAAAGGAGAUCUCAGCCCUGCUGAGCUGAUGAUACUGACUAUAGGCGAUGUUAUUAAACAACUGAUUGAAGCCCAUGAACAAGGGAAAGAUAUUGAUCUCAAUAAAGUGAAAACCAGAACAGCUGCCAAAUAUGGUCUUUCAGCUCAGCCUCGUCUGGUGGACAUCAUUGCUGCAGUCCCACCUCAGUAUCGUAAAAUCUUGGUGCCCAAGUUAAAAGCAAAACCAAUCAGAACUGCAAGUGGGAUUGCUGUUGUGGCUGUGAUGUGCAAGCCCCACAGAUGUCCCCAUAUUAAUUUUACAGGAAAUAUAUGUGUUUACUGUCCUGGUGGACCUGACUCAGAUUUUGAGUAUUCAACCCAAUCUUAUACUGGAUAUGAGCCAACCUCCAUGCGAGCUAUCCGUGCCAGAUAUGACCCUUUUCUCCAGACAAGGCACCGAAUAGACCAGUUGAAACAAUUGGGUCACAGUGUGGAUAAGGUAGAGUUCAUUGUGAUGGGUGGAACAUUUAUGGCCCUCUCAGAAGAGUACAGAGAUUAUUUUAUCCGAAAUUUGCACGAUGCCUUAUCUGGACAUACUUCCAACAAUGUAUCUGAAGCAGUCAGGUACUCUGAAAGAAGCCUCACAAAAUGUAUUGGAAUCACCAUUGAGACACGACCAGAUUAUUGCCUGAAGAAGCAUUUGAGUGAUAUGUUAUCCUAUGGCUGUACAAGACUGGAGAUUGGAGUGCAGAGUGUUUAUGAAGAUGUAGCCAGAGAUACCAACAGGGGCCACACAGUAAAGGCAGUGUGCGAAUCAUUUCAUCUGGCUAAGGAUGCAGGUUUCAAAGUUGUGGCACAUAUGAUGCCAGAUUUGCCAAAUGUGGGACUAGAAAGAGACAUUGAACAGUUUACUGAAUUUUUUGAGAACCCUGCUUUCCGCCCAGAUGGUAUGAAACUCUACCCUACACUGGUGAUUCGUGGAACUGGUCUUUAUGAGCUUUGGAAAUCAGGAAGAUAUAAGAGUUAUUCUCCUAGUUGCCUUGUAGAAUUAGUAGCUCGAAUAUUGGCUCUUGUACCACCAUGGACACGGGUGUACCGAGUGCAAAGAGAUAUACCAAUGCCUUUAGUCAGCUCAGGAGUGGAACAUGGGAAUUUGAGGGAGCUGGCAUUUGCAAGAAUGAAAGACCUUGGGAUACAGUGCCGUGAUGUGAGAACCAGAGAGGUUGGAAUCCAGGAAAUUCAUCAUAAAGUGAGGCCAUAUCAGGUUGAAUUAGUUAGAAGAGAUUAUGUGGCAAAUGGUGGCUGGGAGACCUUUCUGUCAUAUGAAGACCCUGAACAGGACAUUUUGAUUGGCCUUCUCCGUUUGCGGAAAUGUUCAGAGGAAUCAUUUCGGCCUGAGUUGAAAGGAGGUGUUUCCAUAGUCCGAGAACUACAUGUAUAUGGGAGUGUCGUUCCUGUGAGCAGUCGUGACCCUACAAAAUUUCAGCAUCAGGGAUUUGGCAUGCUACUCAUGGAAGAGGCGGAAAGGAUAGCCAAACAAGAGCAUGGAGCUCGGAAAAUUGCUGUCAUUUCAGGAGUUGGCACCAGGAAUUAUUACAGGAAGAUUGGCUAUGUAUUAGAAGGACCUUACAUGGUAAAGGAGUUGAACUAACAUCCAUCUUUAUCCAGGAUGCCCUAGGGCAAGAAGUGGAGACUUAAUUUAUAAGGAAGAAGUCAUGGGAGGAACAAAGCCAAUGAAACCAACAAGGAAUUUUCCCCUUAUUCUAAACCAACAAUGAAUUUGGUAAUAAAGGUCCAUUUUGUAAA